CGGCCGCGGGGCGCCGCUCAGCCGGCGGGAGCGGCGGCAGCAUGAACGCGGAGCGGGACCUGGCGCCGCUGGCGCCCAGCGUGGUGCGGGCGCUCAACGACAAGCUGUACGAGAAGAGGAAGGUGGCGGCCCUCGAGAUCGAGAAGCUGGUGCGAGAGUUUGUGGCUCAGAACAACACAUCUCAGAUCAAGCAUGUGAUCCAGAUCCUGUCGCAGGAGUUUGCGCUUUCCCAACACCCUCACAGCCGGAAAGGAGGACUCAUUGGCCUGGCUGCUUGCUCCAUUGCCCUGGGCAAGGACUCUGGGCUCUACCUGAAGGAGCUGAUUGAGCCAGUGCUGACAUGUUUCAAUGAUGCUGAUAGUCGGUUGCGGUACUAUGCUUGCGAGGCCCUCUAUAACAUUGUCAAGGUGGCCAGGGGCUCUGUCCUCCCACAUUUCAAUGUGCUCUUUGAUGGCCUCAGCAAGCUGGCUGCUGAUCCUGAUCCAAAUGUCAAAAGUGGCUCCGAGCUCCUGGAUCGACUUCUCAAGGACAUUGUGACGGAAAGCAACCAGUUUGACCUGGUAGGCUUUAUCCCACUGCUGCGCGAGAGGAUUUACUCCAACAACCAGUACGCCCGCCAGUUCAUCAUAUCCUGGAUCCUGGUCUUAGAGUCUGUGCCUGAUAUAAACCUCUUGGAUUACCUGCCAGAAAUCCUGGAUGGGCUCUUCCAGAUCCUGGGAGACAACAGCAAAGAGAUACGGAAAAUGUGUGAGGUAGCUCUUGGGGAGUUCCUCAAGGAGAUCAAGAAGAACCCCUCCAGCGUGAAGUUUGCAGAAAUGGCCAAUAUCCUAGUGAUCCACUGCCAGGCCUCUGAUGAUCUGAUCCAGCUGACAGCUAUGUGCUGGAUGAGGGAGUUCAUUCAGCUGGCCGGCCGGGUGAUGCUGCCUUACUCCUCAGGGAUCCUGACCGCUGUCUUGCCGUGCCUCUCCUAUGAUGACCGCAAGAAAAAUAUCAAAGAGGUAGCAAAUGUAUGCAACCAGAGUCUGAUGAAGCUGGUCAUCCCAGAGGAUGAUGACGUGGAUGAGGCAAAGCAGUCGAUGACCGUGCCAGCAGAGCCAGCGUCUGAGGAGUCCAUCUCAAAGACGGAGGCGGUCUCUGAUGGAUCUCUGGAUACGUCCAGUGACUCCAACUUCAGGAACACCAGUGUCUUCACAGUCGCCAGCUCCGAGAGGAUCCCAGUGACUCUGAACCUGGAUGGAAUAGUUCAGGUGUUGGAUUGCCACCUUCAUGACACAUCUAUUGGGAUGAUGACUAGAAUUGCAGUCCUGAAAUGGCUCUAUCACUUGUACAUCAAGACUCCUCGUAAGAUGUUCCGACACACUGACAGCCUCUUCCCCAUUUUGCUGCGGACUCUCUCAGAUGAGUCGGAUGAGGUUAUCCUGAAGGACCUAGAAGUACUGGCUGAGAUCGCUUCUUCUCCUGCAGGUCAGACGGAGGGACACGGCCCCUCUGACGGCCCUGAUGCGCGAUCGAGCCAGGUGGAGCUCCACGUUCCCGUCAAAGCCAGCCAGCUGAGCUCCUCCGGUACGAAAGGCGUGGAGUGUUCUCCUUCCACCCCCACCAUGAACUCCUACUUCUACAAGUUCAUGAUCAACCUGCUCAAGAGAUUCAGCAGCGAACGGAAACUCCUGGAGACGAGAGGAGCGUUCAUCAUCAGACAGCUCUGUCUGCUUCUGAAUGCAGAAAAUAUCUUCCACUCCAUGGCAGACAUACUGCUUCGCGAGGAGGACCUCAAGUUUGCCUCUACAAUGGUCCAUACUCUGAACACCAUCCUGCUAACAUCCUCUGAGCUUUUCCAGCUGAGAAAUCAGCUGAAGGACCUGAAAACCCAGGAGAGCCGUAACCUGUUCUGCUGCCUGUACCGUUCUUGGUGUCACAAUCCUGUAACGACUGUGUCCCUGUGUUUCCUUACCCAAAACUACAAGCAUGCCUACGACCUCAUCCAGAAGUUCGGGGAUCUGGAGGUCACAGUGGAUUUCCUCACCGAAGUGGACAAGCUGGUGCAGCUCAUUGAGUGUCCAAUAUUCACAUAUCUUCGCCUGCAGCUGCUGGACGUGAAGAACAACCCCUACUUGAUCAAGGCUCUCUACGGCCUGCUGAUGCUGCUGCCCCAGAGCAGUGCCUUCCAGCUCCUCUCCCACCGGCUGCAGUGCGUGCCCAACCCCGAGCUCAUGCAGACUGCGGACGGCACAAAGUCUAGCGCAGGCUUCAAGAGGUCGGCGGCGUCCAACAUCGACUACGCGGAGCUGCUGCAGCACUUCGAGAAGGUGCAGAACAAGCACCUGGAAGCACGGCACCAGCGGGCCGGCCGGGGAGAGCAGCUGGAGCGGCGGGUCGUCCUCUGAGCAGCCCCGGAGGCAGCCGCCGGCGCGCGCGCCACGGGACCGGGCCACGGGGACCGCGGUCGCCGCAGCCGGAUCCGCAGGAUCGGCUGGGUUUGAUGGCAGCCGGAGAGGGGCGAGCGCUCGGCAAGGAGCGGGUUUCCCUGCGCGCACGUGUGUGCACGCGCGCGGGGGGGACCCCGGGCUGCGCCCGGCUUCUCCCAAACCUGACGCGAGCCGCAGCGGGCGCGCGGAGAAGCGUCGCCGGAGAACACGUGUUGUCUUCUCUUGCGACAGGGCCAGCCAAGUGCCCUCUGCUUCACUAGCGCCUUCCCCGUGACUGUCAGCUGAGGGCCCGGCCGCCGGCCGGCGCGCCCGGAGGGGAAACGCGCCGGGAAGAGAAGACACCGCGUGCUGCCCGCCGGAAAGACGAGCGCCCCGCGAGCUCGCGGGGCUGGCGGGACGCCGCGUCUCCGCUCGCCCGGCCCCGGGACUCGACGUUCCCCUCGGGCGGGUGCCGCUCGGGUGUCUCCGCUCGUUGUCCCGCGCGCGCGCGCGCACACGCGCAGCGGGCACUCGGGAGCUGCCCCCAUCACCGCGUCCCGGCGCGGCUGAGCCGCUGGCGCUGCCCGGCCCCGGCCGAAGCCGUUCUUUGUUCCCGCGUUAAGCUCCCUGUGACGAAAAUAAAAGCGCGAUGCAGA
Messenger RNA from Rhea pennata, 3061 nucleotides. RefSeq names its product VAC14 component of PIKFYVE complex (gene VAC14). Bases 42 to 2384 code for a protein of 780 amino acids. The record is from RefSeq and is a predicted model, not a curated record. The transcript is spliced from 19 exons. Gene Ontology annotation, cellular component: PAS complex; endosome membrane. NCBI's taxonomy places the organism in Eukaryota, Metazoa, Chordata, Aves, Rheiformes, Rheidae. Gene Ontology annotation, biological process: phosphatidylinositol biosynthetic process.